AGGGAAUCAAAAUCGAUUUGUUUUUAUUCAUUUGUCUUCAUUCAUUGCGAGAAUUCAAUGUUCUUUUGCAAACCCCAAAGAAGUUUAACUAUUUUUUUCUCUGAAACAAAAAAUGAGAGCCACGAUGGUUGUUAAUAUACAAAGUUACAGCUGCUGAGGUUUUGAUAAUCAAUAAAGGAUUCUUUCCUUGGAGUAUUGUAUAGGAAGACCGGCCAGAUGUAAUGCCCAAAGAAGUCAAAUGAUAAAAGAUACGAUUGACAAACUAUCCAACUUGCACCUUCGAUCGUAGCAGAAUAUUAUCGACAAAUCAACAGGAAGGAGGAAAUGGAAGAAUUUAGGAAUCGUUUAGGCGAUAUCACUCAUUCCAUGCAGUGAUAAGUCGAUCGGUGUAAAAAUUGUACAAAGUUGAGGAGCAUUAAGGUAGCACUAACUCUUGUCAUCUCUCACAUUGUUCUUCCGAACCAUCCCACCGCAGUCCAAUCUAAGCAUGGCCACCGAAAACGGAUUGAGGGUCGUAAGACAAUAUUCUGACGAAGGCCGAAACAUCGCACUGAGGGCUAUAAAUGACGCUAAUGUCGAGGUCAGUACCGUUGUAGGGAAUAUGUGGUCUAACAUUUUGGAACUAUUUCGAAGACUGAAGGAAACCGCCAGAGAUGUAGCUGAUCCUACUAUGAUCUAUGAACAACUAAGGAUACUACUCAGAGAUGAAAUCUCUCGCAACAAUGCUUUCUUCAUCCUGGUCGGUCUGGGAUUCGGAACCACCGGCGGUGUUUUACUAGGCUUCUGGUUAGCACGACCACACUUGGCAACACCCAUUAUGAAAUCCAUUACUUGCACCUCUUUCCGGGAUCCAGACAAUGUGGCGGUUUGCAAUACAAUCGUGCCCCAAUUUGAGUCUUCCACGGAUAUAUUGGUACGCGUGCGGGCCGCAGCUCUGAACCGAAUAGAUCGACGCAUCGCGUUUGGCUAUGGCCGGACUUUGCGAAAAAUGAUAAAAAAUUACGAUUCAAAGUACAACCCAGAGUUACCCUUAGUUCUUGGACGGUCAUGUGCUGGAAUAGUGGAAGCCGUUGGAAAGGAUUCAAAAAGUGGGCUGGAAAUUGGCGAUGAAGUAUGGCUGGCUGUGCCUUGGUACGAAUCGGGAGUCGCGUCUGAGCUGGUCGUUGUUUCGGAAACGCGAAUAUCACGAAAACCGUUCCUAAUUGGCUUUGAGGGCGCGGCAAGUUUACCGUACAGCGGCUGCAUAGCACUGAAUCUGCUGGAUGCACAUGGCCUAACGGAGCACACGUGUAAAGGGAAAAAUAUUCUAAUUCAAGAUGCCUGCUCCCCUGUGGGAUGCGUGAUAACCCAACUAGCCAACAAAUGGGGUGCUAAUGUGGCAGUAACCUGUCAUACGCGGUCGGCCCCAGUCAUACAUAAAUUAGGCGCUGGCGACAUAAUAGCGUUAGCCAACGAACACUUCCGGUCGAAUUUCAUUGACGUGAACAUCGAGAAAUCCAAUCUGAUCAACGAACUGGCAUCGCGUGAUAAAUUUGACUACAUAUUUCUCACAACUCGCAUCGGGUACGAUUACAAUUUUCUGCGAAAAUUCUUAACCAACCGUGGCGUUAUUGUGGACGCUGUCGAACCCGAACUGGCCUCCGAUGAGUAUGGUACCGCUAUGCGACUGCUACUGGGUUUGUUGGUAAGGUUCCGAAAAAUACUGGCGGUCAUUUUCCGAUCCCAUCCCGACUGGGGAGGUCCUCAUCUGUGCCAUCUGUUGCUGGAUCGGUUAACUGGCUUGGUGAACGACGAGACACUUAAAACCGUUGUAGAUAGGGUAUACACUCCAAACGAAGUAGAACGAGCGCUGGAUCACAUUUGUAGCGAAAAAAGUAUUGGUAGUACCAUUAUUACCUUCCGGUAAACACGAUCGCCGAAAACCCGGACUGAAAAUAUAAAGUAACGAUGAAGCAUGCUGAUAAUAGAAAAAGAACCAAUCGUGUCGCCACAUUCUCGCCAUCAUUGAUCUGUACUUACCAUCAAUCGGAUACAUCGUUCAUAAUAUAUGAAGUUAUUUACGAGUCAUCAGGUGUAAUGAAAAUAUUUUCUCGGUUUUGUAAUAUAUUACGGCAAAUAGGAAAUUUUAGCAUGAGCGAUAGUUUUAACUGAAUAAGCAGCACAUGUUUUGUACAUAAUAUUCUCUUACCAUAGAAGUGCAGUGCUGCGUUUGUUUUUGUUCAACUCAUUAUAUAUGAAUUUUUCAAUCGCUACGAAAUAUGUUAAUAAAUGUGUGAAAUAAAAUUA
Molecule: messenger RNA, 2286 nt
Organism: Toxorhynchites rutilus septentrionalis
Lineage: Eukaryota; Metazoa; Arthropoda; Insecta; Diptera; Culicidae
Product: reticulon-4-interacting protein 1, mitochondrial-like
Exons: 7
Coding region: 488-1906 (472 amino acids)
Cellular component (GO): mitochondrion
Molecular function (GO): oxidoreductase activity
Source: RefSeq, a predicted model, not a curated record